Molecule: messenger RNA, 4344 nt
Organism: Penaeus monodon (black tiger shrimp)
Lineage: Eukaryota; Metazoa; Arthropoda; Malacostraca; Decapoda; Penaeidae
Product: golgin subfamily A member 6-like protein 1
Exons: 10
Coding region: 108-2759 (883 amino acids)
Source: RefSeq, a predicted model, not a curated record
CCUGGAUAUGCGAACGGCUCUCUGUGACGUGUUUAUUGUGACAGCUGACGAGGAGGAACUUUCUUCACGCUCGAGACUUUCUCAGACGCUUAAAGAAAAAAAGAAUCAUGUCAUCAGAAAGUGAAGAUGAAUUCCAGUCCGCAGACGAAGGGUCGGACUUUGAAGAUUCGUACCCUUUGAAUUCACAAGUCACAGCCACAACAAGGAGUGAAGCCCAACUUGUGUCGUCAUGCCCAGCCCCAACAAAAGAAGUAGUAAAAGACAACAUGCAUAAACCAGCGUCCAUCAAAGAUACCAAAACUGAGUGCUCAGAACCUGUAGUAUCAAAAGCAACUCCUGCAGAGGAAUUUGAUGCAGAUGAUGAGUCAGAAGAGGAAAUUCAUGAGGAACCUCAGACAAAGACUUUUGAUGACAAGGUAACUAAUCUCAUGUCGGCUUUAGAUCAGUUGAGCGUGCGAGUUAAUAAACAGCUCACAAAGCCAGUUAGUAAAGCAGAACCUGUGGAUGAGAUGCUAGAAGAAGAUGAAGAUGAAGGUGGUCACAAAGGAUCAGUAGAGGAAGAUCAAGCAAAGGAGAGAGAGAUUUUGAAAGAGGAUGAGAGGAAGAGGGAACUAGAAAAGGAAAAAGAAAAGAAAAGAGAACUAGAAAUGGAAAGAGAGAGAAAAAGAGAACUGGAAAAGGAAGAAGAGAGAAAGAGAGAAGUAGAAAGAGAAGAGAAGAGGAAACAGGAGCUAGAAAGGGAAGAAGAGAAGAAAAGGGAGAUAGAAAGGGAAGUACAAAGAAAGAGAGAAAUUGAGAGGGAGAAAGAGAAAAAAAGACAGAUUGAAAAAGAAGAGGAGAGGCAAAGACAACUAGAACAGGAAGAACUGAGGAAAAGAGAGCUUGAAAAAGAAGAGAGAAGAAAGGAGCAUGAAAGAGAAGAAUUGAGGAAAGAAGAGAUUGAAAAAGAAAAAAGAAAAAUGGAAAGAGAAGAAGAGGCAAAAAGGAUGGAGGAAGAAGAAAGGAAAAGAGCAUUAGAAAAGGAAGAAGAUAGAAAAAGGGAGAUUAAAAGCGAACAAGAAAGGAAGGAAGAACAAGAGAAGAAUGCUGGCAACACUCAGGACUCAGGAACAGAGAGCCAGAAAGCCAAGCCAAUUCGUGAGUCGAAGAUUGGCAUGAAGAAGCCACGAGAAAAACUGGGCGAGCGCAUGGGUGCACGGAGGCUGGGGGCAAAAGUUGAGAAAAAGCCUCUUGAAAGCAUUAGUUCAGACAAUUUUAAGAAGCCUGAAGAUACUAUGUGGAAUAAGGAAGAGAGCCAGACAGACAGUGCAGAAGCUAAGCAAAGAGAGGAGGAGAAGCAAAAGCAAGAGAAAUGGAGGAAGCAGCAACAGUGGGAAGAGCAGCAAAAGAGAUGGCAACAGAUUAAUGAAGGAGAAGAUAAAAAAGAGGAAGAAGACACAAGCUGGGGUGGUGGAUGGGGAGGCUGGGGAACAAGUCUUCUCACUGCCGCAUCCACUUUCACCCGUGAAGUUGGUAGGGGUGUUGGCACCGUCAUGGAGACAGUGGAAGGGACCUUGGGAGUGCCAGACGCUGAGACAAUGGCCAGGGAAAUAGUGGAGCGUGAUAAAGAGCUCAAGGGAAAGCUAGCUCAGUCAGAACAAAGCGCUUCAAGAGAGAAAACUCCCGAUUCAAAUGCAGAGGCAGAGGAACCGGAGCCAGAGAAGACAGGGGAUACUCCCAGCAGUGGCAGUGCUCCCAGCAACCAAACUGAAGGCAAUGCAGGCUAUGUCCCAAGUUAUGGUCUCAGUGGACUAUCAUCACUAGGCUCUCUUGUGUCAGGUGUCUCGGGAGCUUUGGAGACUGCCAGUUCUAAGGUUCUGAUGGGAGGCCUUGAUACGUUAGAAGUGAUUGGAAGGAAAGCCAUGACAGUUAUCCAAGAAGGCGACCCCGGGCUGAGAAAGAAGAGGGCCUUCCUCACCAGCAGCAAACCAAAUUUAUCAAUGAUACUUCAAGACGCACGCCAAAGGGCAGCUCAGGAAGAGUCUGAUCAGCGUGAUGGCAUCCACAACAAAGAAUCAGGGCUUUUCCGAAGACCAAACUUUGACCAGGCUUGGGAAAAUACGGAAGGCCCUGUCCACGUCGAGGCACUCUCUCUUGUGGCAAAACAGUGUGAAUCGAAGAUGAAUACGUUACUGCAGAGUAUGCCACCAUAUCUGGUUGACAGAAUUCAAAAUUCCAACCUGAGCAUCAAAAAAACGUGUGAGAUGGACGAAGAAAGUCAGCUGGAGGGAGAUUUUGCAACACAAGUGACUAAAAUUGUUUCCCAAAUCAGAUUGCCUCUGCACUCACAAAAGAUCAGAGAGGCUUGGGCAGGUGUAGAGGAGACGGCUUCAUUAAUCGAGGAAAAAAAGAAUCUGGAUUGGGCGGUUGUGGAAAAGGAAGUGUACUUAUCUUUAGCAUUGCUAAUAGCGCAGUUGGCAGCUUUAACUCACAAGGGCUCUGAGUUGGCCCUUAUUACUCCAGGAUCAGAACCCCAUGCAAUUGCAAACAGCUUUAGAGAGUUGAGCUGUUUGGUCUGUGCUGGUAUGGAGAACACAGUGGAUAAUAUAUGUAGCAUCAUCACAGCCAAAGCUUCAGCUGCCGAUCCAGAUGUGAAUAAUACUAUCACAAAUAUAUAUUUACAGGGAGCCAGUGGGAAUAGUUGUGUUCAAGAAGGCAUGAUGUUCCUCUCAUCUGUACUUCAGUAUGCCAACACCAAGCUUCUGGCUGCUGAUCUAUAAAGAACAUUAUUUUUGUAUGUUAUACUAGUCUCCAUUCAGAAUCUACGAAACAUAUGCACAACCUGUUGCUCUAGUUUAUAAAUCUGUUUAUAAUGUAAAAGUGAUAAUCAGAUUAAGAUGUACUGUCAAGAAGGAUCAAGGACUGUGAAUAUAGAAUAGUGGUCCUUGGAAAAGAAAAGUUUUAAUAUUUAUUUUUGGAAGAUUUGUAUCACUAUGUCCAUGAAAAACAGAUAUAUUCUAAUCACAUCAUUUGCCUUCUAGUCGCAAAGGAUUUUUAAAAAAGAAUAAAAUUAAAAUGUGUAAAAUAAUGAUGACACAAUAAUGUUCUGGCAACAUCAGUAUGUAAGCAUGUCACAGGAUUAAUCUGGAUGUACAUGCUGACAGUGAAUUGAGAAUAUUGCCAGAGCCACUGUAUCUUGUGUUUAUAGUAGCAUAAUGCUGUGUGUGUUGUAAUGGAUGUAAACAUUCAGGCAUCAUUUUAUUAUUCUCUCAAACUUUUAAAAACUUAUUUUAUUAAUUCUAAUUGCCGUUCAUAUAUUUACCUGUUGAAGUUGAGAGGGCAUGUCCAGUGUAAUUUUAGCUCAUUAAUUUGUAUACACAAAGAUGGCUCCACAAGUGCUUAGACAUGAAGGAAUCCAUUAUUAUGCCAACUUGAUCUCUCCAGUAUACCUUAUUCCCUGAUUUUUUUUUAAAGGAAAAGUUUUUAUUUUUAUUUUUUUUAUUUAUAUUAAUAUUGUCAAUAACAUUAUAAGGAAAAUUAGGUCAAUAAAAAUAAUAAUAAUAAUAAUAAUAAUUUUGAUCUUGAAAAUUCAAGGAAUGAGGUAAAUAGGUAAGGUCAGGCAGGCCUAGGAAAUGACUUUGUCAUAAACAAGUGCUUCUGAAGCCAUCUAUGUGUAGGCAAAAUUGACAGAACAAGACUAUAGUGGACAAUUCAUGUACCCAAUGUCAGUAGGUUAAUCUCAUUACUUUAGAGAUGUUUUUAAUGGGAUGCUUUGUAUAUUAAUUUGCCCUAGUGGAAUUGCAUUUUUUCUUAUACUUUUUUAAUGUUAACAAAAGUACAGGAAUUUCUUUCUAAACUGUAAAAAUAUGUUGGUGUUGUUUAUUACAGAACAUAAUUUAUAAUCUUUUUGUAUGUAAACUGUAGCAGUUACUAUUUCAACUUUAAUCAGACUACUUAUUUUAGUAAGAGGAUAUUGUAUGUGGCAUUUUUGUAAAAGAUUUUAAUGUACAGCUUUUUACUUAAAGAAAAGGAAAGUAAUAAUAAUGUGCCUAAUACCAUCAGAUAGUAUUAAAACUGUACUGGGAUGCAGUUGACUAAUCACAACAGUAAAAGUCAGCAUGAAUUCUUCAGUAUUGGAAGCUUCAACUCUUUGAAAAAAAUAUGGGAUUCAUUUUAACAUUGGCCUUACUUAUGCUCUAUGACACCUUUGUGUGUGCAGUGUCAGUGCAUACUCAGCCCUGGGUGAGGCACAGCACUGCUUUAGCUCUCCAGAAACUAUAAUAUAUUUUACUUAAUUUUAUGAAUACAAUCCAGUGUUCUUGAAGUUUUGAAAAUGUUUAUUUUUUAUUAAAGGAUUUGCAAAAC